AUGGGUAGGUCUCCAUGCUGUAGUAAUAGUCGGGGGUUAAAGAAGGGUCCUUGGACACCGGACGAGGAUGAAAAACUUGUCUCUCACAUCCAAAACCACAGCCAUGGAAGUUGGCGCGCUCUUGCGAAGGCGGCGGGGCUGAGCAGGUGUGGCAAGAGUUGUAGACUGAGAUGGCAUAAUUACUUGAGGCCAGACAUUAAGCGCGGUCAGUUUUCUGAAGAAGAAGAUAACCUGAUUAUCCAGCUUCAUUCUGUUCUUGGUAAUAAGUGGUCACAAAUUGCAGCACAUCUUCCAGGAAGAACAGAUAAUGAUAUAAAGAACUACUGGAACACUCAUAUAAAGAAAAAAUUACUCAAGAUGGGUAUCGAUCCUGCAACUCACAUGUCAAGAGCUGAUGAACUUAACUUCAUAGCUAAUCAUCUCGCCCAAGUUCUUGCACCCCCACCACAUGUCGGUACUUCUAUCAACCAUCAAGUACAUGCAAAUGAUCAUCUUCAACUCCAGCAAAACAUCUUCCAAAUCCCAUACACAGAUAAUAAUAAUAAUAAUAAUAGUAAUCAUAAUUCAUCAUUUCUUCCAAAUACCAACAUUAAUGCUAUGUACUCAAGCUCUCUAGGAUUUGGCCAAGUUCCUAACUAUUAUGUGGGCCAAAGCCAUGCAACAACAGUUGUUGAUAAUACUACUUACGAAACCCUAGAUGCUGAGAAAAGGCUUCCUGCGCCUUUCACUGUUAACCAACUUGAGAGCAACAACGACACUAAUGGCAGCUCCUCGGCCGCCGCCGUAACUACCAUAACCGGUGACUGCUUGGAAGAUUGGGCAAAGCUUAUUGAUGAUGGCAAUGACUUCUGGAAAGAAUUGUUCAAGUAA
This is a messenger RNA of Beta vulgaris subsp. vulgaris (sugar beet), 870 nucleotides long. RefSeq names its product transcription repressor MYB6-like. NCBI's taxonomy places the organism in Eukaryota, Viridiplantae, Streptophyta, Magnoliopsida, Caryophyllales, Amaranthaceae. Bases 1 to 870 code for a protein of 289 amino acids. The record is from RefSeq and is a predicted model, not a curated record. The transcript is spliced from 2 exons.